Molecule: messenger RNA, 5063 nt
Organism: Spirodela intermedia
Lineage: Eukaryota; Viridiplantae; Streptophyta; Magnoliopsida; Alismatales; Araceae
Source: the annotation of a GenBank genome assembly
AUGUGGCUGCAAGCUCUGCUGUUGGGCCUCCUGGCGAUGGAGGCUUCGGCUCAGGCACCGCCUGGUAAGUAAGGCCUUUCUGCCCUCUAAUGGCCUCAAUAUCUUGUGUGUUCCUCGGCGUAUUCUUGAAAUAGCCGAAGUCUAGACGAUAUCUUGUUUGAAGGAAACCAUCGCUUCCGCAGUUUGUGAGCGUAGAAAUCUCAGCUUGGUCUCUGUUCUGAGUUUCUAUCAAAAUUAUUCUGGCUCUUUAGCAGGAUUCAUCAGCAUAGACUGCGGCCUCGAGACCAACGACAGCUACAGAAACCAAUACAACAACCUCGUAUACGACACUGAUGCCUCGUAUAUCGACACCGGAGUAAACCAGGACGUCUCCCCGGACACUAAUCUGACAGGUUUGCAUCGGUACUACUCGACCCUCCGAAGCUUCCCCGACGGAACUCGGAACUGCUACACGCUGGGUCCGGUGAGAAAGGGAGGAAGAUACUUGGUUAGGGCCGAAUUCGAGUACGGAAACUACGACGGCCGAAAUGCUCCGCCGACUUUCGACGUGUACCUCGGCGUUAACCUGUGGCAGACUGUCCCACCGGAGGACUUUUCCCGGCUGGAGAUCAUCGCCAUUGCUCCCUCCGAGUCCAUACAGGUAUGCUUAGUCGCCAUUGGUAUGGGGACGCCCUUCAUAAGUUCCCUCGAGUUGAGGCCCCUUCGCGAUACCAUGUACACCAUGGCGAACAAGACUCAUUCGUUGGUUCUUUACGAGGAUCGAGAGGACCAUGGCAGGAAUGGCUCAAUGAGGUGAUGCCCUGUUCAUCUCUCUCUCUCCCCUCCCUUCCUCCCUCAUCCUCCUACGCACCUCUGUCGGAUUUGUGGUGAUACCUUUGGUUACAGAUAUCCAAAUGACAUGUUUGACCGCGUGUGGUUCGGAUCAAGCAAGCGCAUCGGGACACCGGUGAGCACUGACAAUGAUGUUUUGGUGGAGGAGGGAGACCUGGCUAUGGCACCGCCUUUGGUCUUCGAGACAGCAGUGAAGACGAAUUCUACCUCCCAAUUCCUGAACUUUACCGUGAAAGGAAUCUCUGGAGAAAAGAUGUUGGUGUUCCUAUACUUCGCAGAGAUCGAGAAUAUUAAGGGCAAGCAGAGGAGAGAGUUCUCUGUCUACCGGAAUGGUAACCUAAUAUCUGGGCCACACAAUCCGAAAUUCCUGGUUGGACAGACUGUGAUCAUCCCCGAGUCAGGCCCUGGAGGAACAAGCAACUACACCAUCCAGGCCACGGCCAAUUCAACCCUACCUCCCAUCAUUAAUGGCCGCGAAGUGUACAAGCUGGUUGAACUAAAGUCGUUGCCUACUGACGAAGGCGACGGUGAGUUUCAUCAUCUUCUUCCUUACAUUGUUGUUUGGCUUUAGAGAGAAAACAGGGGAGGCGCUGACGAUCGUAUCUUCGAAAACAAGAAUACAUUUUCUAGUAAAGAAAAAUCACCGGGACAUUGAAAACACAUGUCAUACUGACCGUGAUUUUUCGUUUCUAAUUCAGUGUUCAUUAUUUUGUAUCACUCCAUGCAUUCCUACUCAAACUAUACGCGUUCUGAGCACAGUUAACGCCGUGAUGAAGAUCAAAGGGUCCUAUGGAGUGAAAAGGAAUUGGAUUGGUGAUCCAUGUGUCCCCCAGAACGUCUCUUGGGAAGGCUUGAAUUGCAGUUACAAUGACCAUCAGAACCCCAGGAUUACUGCCUUGUAAGCUGUUCUUUGAGGUGUUCUUCCGUUGGAAUAAGUCAAAGUUUCUUCUACUUUAUAGAAUUGCAGAGUCAAAGCAUUUAUUCAACUGUCUUGCAGAAACUUGUCUCGUAGCGGAAUUAGCGGUAUCAUUUCUCCAUCAAUCGCGAAUCUAACAGCGCUAGAGUCUUUGUAAGUUUCUUUUACAUUGAAUACAAUUCUCACGGUUCAGAUAAAAAUUUGAGAGUGCAUCUCUGUUGACUAAAUUUAUUUUGUUGGUAUAAUUUUUUUUAACAUAUAAACCUUAAAACAGACGUAUCCGUGAAUAAAUGAAAUUCAAAUAAUUGUCAACAACCUACUUUACAGAAAAAAUAUCAAAUAAAACAUAAAAUUAUUUUGAUCAAUGCAUGUGUGCCCUAUUUUCUAGGAUCCUAGUAACUUUAAAAGGUAAAUUUCAGUUUUAUUGAACUGUAUGAGCAAUAUAAUGAUUAUAUUACGCUACAUGACAAAUGGAAAUAUGCAAAUUUCUGUCUCAAAAAUUAAACUACAAAAAUUGUACCUAAUUAUGAUGAUCCCAUAAGAGAAGUGUAGUUGACAAGCUAAACUCAACUUCAUGUUCUGGUCAAUAGAUGCUUCCAUCAUCCCACUCUUGUUCUCCUCCUUGAUCUUCUAGGUGAAGCAUAUAACUUUUUGGUCGAUGAAAAGGAAGCUUAGGCAUUGAACAGAUUUAAGAACAUAGAGUAAGAUUAACGUUGUGUUCUAUGACGGAAACCAAUUAAAACUUGCUGACAUGUACUGUUUUUUUUCAGGGAUUUAUCAGGUAACAAUUUAACAGGUGAAAUUCCUACUGAUCUAGCCGAACUUUUACAACUAAAAGUUCUGUAAGUUCAAACACAUAUCUUAUAUCUGUACAUACCGUAUUUCUGAAAAUUUUUAGCGACAAGGACUUUUUUCUUUGCAGGAACUUGGAAAAUAACCAACUAAGUGGAGUGGUUCCCAAGAUUCUUCAUGAGAAGUCACAAAAUCAGACCCUACAACUAAGGUGAGAAUUUUCACAAAGGAAACUAUGUUAAAUAUUAAUCCCAAACCAUAUUUCUGUAAAAUACAACAUGAAAGAAAGAAGCAACAGAAUGAAAAAGAUGUCUAGUUUAUUUUUUUAAAAAAAUUUCUAUCAUUGUUAGACAUCAUGGUAAAUUUUCUGAGCGAGAUCAUUCAAGAAAAUGCAGGAUUCUGUUUUUUUAUUCCGUUAUUAUCUUCAUUAUUUUAUAACCCUUGCAUUCCGAGCACCGGAAAAAUAUUUUUUUUAUCACCCAAAUAACUUGAUAUUAUUGCGAGCCCCCUAUCUGAUGAACCAUGAGAGGAGAUAAUUUCUCAUGGAAUAUAUUUUUAAACGUCAGUUUAGAUAAUAAUGUUGGUUACUUCACAAGCAUUUGUCAUUAUUAGCUGCCUUCACUGGCAAUAAUGGGGAAUGGGAAUGAGAUCUACAUGACAACAUAGCGAAACCAUUUACAAGUUGGUAACAUUGUGAUGAUGAGAAUUAUUGGCUUGAUGUUUGUAUUAGCUAUGAGAAAUGAGCAUAGUUAUUUCUUUUUUACUUUGGAUACUAAUGACUGAUUUUUAUUUGAAAAAUAUUAGAAUCGAUGGCAACACAAAUCUAUGCAGAGAAGGUUCAUGUGAGGCAAGAAGGAAAAACAAAAUCAUUGUUCCCAUCACAGUAGGAAUUGCAGCAUCCUCAGUUUUAGUCUUCUUAAUUGCUAUACUAAUUUCUUGGAGAAUUAGAAGAAGAAAGAAAAUUUCCCUUCAAGGUACCGCAGAAGGUAUGUGAUUCCUUUCUAUUUCAUUUUUAACCCACAACGUAAUUAAAUGUCUGAUAUAAUUUUCCUGGUGGCAUGUUGACCUCUUAAGUCAUUUGAUACUAGAAACCUUUUGCAUGAAAGCAGAUAUUCAAUCUAAUAAACAGCAGGGGAGUUUAAAUUUAGAGAGCAGCCAAUUCACAUUUGCAGAAAUCGUAAUCAUCACAGAAAACUUUCAACACCAGAUUGGUGAAGGUGGCUUUGGAAAGGUUUAUCGAGGCCGUUUAAGAAAUGGGAUCGAGGUUGCAGUAAAGUUGCUUUCUAAAGCAUCUUUUCAAGGAGAAAAAGAGUUCCAAGCCGAGGCAAGUUGUAGUAGUUGAAGUCGAUGAUUUACCUACUAUAGUGACAAGAUUGGGAUAUUCUAACAAUGAUAGCCGUGUUUUCAAACAUAGGCACAAAUAUUGACGAGGGUUCAUCAUCGAAACCUGGUGUCAUUUCUGGGAUAUUGUAACGAGCCAGACAGCUUUGCAUUAGUUUAUGAAUUUAUGGCACAUGGGAAUCUGGCCAUGCACUUAUCAGGUUCUUUUUUCAUACUUAAGACAUUAUAUGACAAGUUAAUGUCAGUUUUCUUUUUAACAGGUUUAUAUUCCACUAAUAUUUAUUAUUCUUGAAUAAACAUAUAGAUAAAUUGAAUAAUGAUUUAAGUUGGAGCAGACGACUCAGAAUUGCUAUUGAAGUUGCACAAGGUAUAUGACAAAACUAUUGUCAAUGUAGUGUAAUUAUAGUUGUUCUUUGGCAUACUUUUAUCUAAAAAUAGUUUGUGAAUUCUUUCAUUACAGGACUCGAAUAUUUGCACAUUUUUUGCAAGCCGCCUAUUGUUCAUAGAGAUGUGAAGACUGCAAACAUUUUACUAAAUCUCAAUCUUGAAGCGAAAUUAGCCGAUUUUGGGAUGUCAAAGUUCUUCCGUGAUGAAAAUUCAGUUUAUAUUUCCACAGCAAUUGUAGGCACUCCAGGAUACCUUGACCCUGAGUAAGAUUUCUAUUUCUUCUUGACUAUUUCAACAGCUUUUAUAACCUUAGAAAGAAAAUAUAAUUUUUUUUUCAUAAACUUCUAUUUGAUAAUUUUUCUAUGACUUAAUCUAUUACAGGUAUUGUCAAACAUCAAAGUUAACAGAGAAGAGUGAUGUUUACAGUUUUGGAAUUGUUCUUCUAGAGCUUAUAACAGGGAAACCACCAAUUACUCGUGGUUUGGAGAAAAGUUCAACAAUUUCAUGGGUGCAAUCAAACAUUCAAAGAGGUGAUAUAACUGAAAUAGUUGACAAAAGAUUGGGAGGAAAAUAUGAUACCAAUUCAAUUUGGAAAGCAUUAGAAGUUGCACUGCUUUGUACAAUGCCGAACUCCACACAAAGACCAAGCAUGAGUGCUGUGGUAACACAGUUAAAGGAUUGUCUUCCUUAUAUGACACCGCAAUACACAUCUAGUGACUUUCAUGAUUGUGAACAGAGUCGAGUUGAUGUGGUGCCUUUUAUUUCUGAUAUAGACACCAAUCCGUCGGCAAGAUAA